Messenger RNA from Mytilus californianus (California mussel), 2245 nucleotides. RefSeq lists its product as uncharacterized. Lineage: Eukaryota; Metazoa; Mollusca; Bivalvia; Mytilida; Mytilidae. The transcript is spliced from 3 exons. The record is from RefSeq and is a predicted model, not a curated record. Bases 87 to 596 code for a protein of 169 amino acids.
CUGAAUCAUAUUUAAACCUUUUAGACAUUCAUUCUAAAUGUGAGAUUAUUCUGAUUGCCAAACGUAUUUCAAGGAAAUAUAUUAACAUGAAACUUUAUGGAUUUGCGCUGUUUUGGAUACUAGCUGUUCUCUUUGUGGAACAAUCAAAUGGUUGCGGACGAUCUAGUGAGAGAUGUUACGGUAGUUCCGCAGGAUACGGAUUCUAUUUUGGAACAACUAACCUUGCUUGUUUUAACAGAGGGAAGAGGUCUCCUAGCAUAUCAACCAUCAGACUAACCCAUCGAUAUCUAUACUAUCGUGGAUAUUACUAUGAAUGGACUGGUGUGGGUGGAAAAGCUAUCGGUAGAACGGAAGGAAUGACAUUAAUCGGUACAUCACCAUAUCGAUCACAUUGUAACUCUGAAACUGAUUAUCCCGCUGCAGGAUAUGGAGUUCUCAGUUCAACAUGUGUCAAAGGAUGUGCAAAGUAUUUUCAGGCAGCAUAUUACUUUAAUGGGUUGAGCAAAAACUGUCAUCAUUUUGCUAACUGGUUGGCAAAUAUUUUGUGCACUAGGUCCACCUGCCCUUCUUACUGUGUUAGAUAUCAAUAUGGCUAAAGUAAAAUAGUGUUCUAUAUAUUUGAAAGCGAAUACUAUGUUUAACGAAAGAACACCAAUUACAGUUAAAUAAAAUUAUGCUGUCAUUUUAUAAUUUAUGCAUAUGUAUAUCCAGUAAUAUUCUACACAAGUGAAUACCAAUAAUAUAUUAUUAUAUAUAUAUAUGUUUAGCUUUGUAAUACAGCAUUGUUGUUUUUAUUUUCUCAUAAUAUUUAGUAAAGCUUUAUUUAAAUAUGUAUAUCCACAUUCAUAUAUUGAAAACAUAUAAAGCUAUCCUCAAAGUAAAACGCAUAAACAUUUAACACAUAUUACUAAUGUAUGUGAAAAAGAGUUUUCUAUAAAUGUGGACAGUGUAAAAUUUUAAAAGAAAUUGUUAACAUGUAAUACAGUUUUGUUGUUAUAUAAAAUAAAUCGAAUCUUAUAAAACAGUUUUCUUUUGAAUAUUUAAAGAGUGUACAUGUUCUUACUUAAAAUCCUAAAUAUUAAUAUCUUUUCCCUUCUAUUUUACCAUGAACGUUCAAACUAAGGGAGCUACCAUUUGAUUUUUAGGAUGAAAUUUUGAAAAAAAUAGGCAGGACAGGAGUUUUGAGUAAAAAAUAAAAGGCAGGAUGAGACACUUUGCAAACAAAAAAUUUAUGUAAAAAAAAAGUCAGGAUAAACUAAAAAAAAAAAGGUAGGACCGAAUAGAGUGAAAAAUUAAAAGGCAGGACAGAGAUAACGACUAAAAGAUAAAUGCAGGACAAAAUUGUUCAUCCUAGCCCCCUCAUAAAAAUCAAAUGGCAGCUCCCUAAGUAUUGAAACAAAUCUUCCUCUGUCCUUUCAUGUGUACAAAAAAAGAGUAUUUGAAAACUGAAAAGCCAGUUAACUGCCUCUAAAUUUUCGGUUAUAAAUGUUAUUGACAGAAUUCUAAAAUGAAUACAUGUAGUCUCCAAUGAUGAAUUUCGUGUCUCCUAAAUCAUGAUAUUUCAUGGUCCUUCUUGAAUAAGUUUGCGAACAUUUAGUUUCCAACUCCAAAGCUAUAAAGCAAUACCAAUUUUGCUGUUCGGAUGAAUAUACAGGAGAAAGGCGGAAGAUAUCAAAGGGAUAUUCAAACACACAAGUCGAUGACGAACGGAAAACGUCAUGGCAAAAAAAAACAAAAAUCGACCAGAAGACAAACAACAGUAUACAAAACACAACACAAGGUACGCUAAUACAUGUAUUAACUAGCUAUAAAACCAGGUUGAACCCACUGUUUCUUAAGAAAAGUAAUGUACCAAGUCAAGAUUCGUUUCGCUGGUUCAUAUAGUCAAGCGUUCGAUUUGGUCAGUUUUCAUGAACUUCCCCCUUUUUGUAUUUACCUUACAGUUUGGUACGUUUGUUAAUACUUUUAUUUAUGCAAUAAUGAUUAUAUAUUUUGUAUGCAUAUAUCGAAAAAUUAUAAAUUCAUAUUGUUAUUCAAAUUCUUAAUUGCUAUUGUCAUUCAUGGCAUAUGAUAAUGUAUCAGGAGCUGCAAAACAAAUACCCGGUAUAUAUUUUGUACAUUUUGUAUUUUAAUUUUAGUUGUAAUAUAUGUAGUGACUUCUUCUGAAAAACUUUGCUUUUAAUUUUACAAAUAGUUCAAUAAAAUACUGUGUAAUAUAUAAAUCAAUAAAACUGUAUGUAUUAGU